AUGGGUCACGAGUCCAAAAGAUGGUUUCACCCACACCUUUCUGGAUUACAGGCUGAAAAGCUUUUGAUGGAAAAAGGAGUUAGUGGUAGCUUUCUUGCAAGACACAGCCAUAGCACUCAUGGAAGCUUUACUCUAUCUGUUAGACGUGGUGAUGAAGUUACCCACAUCAGGAUCCAAAAUACUGGAGAUUUUCUCGAUUUGUAUGGUGGAGAAAAAUUUGCUACUCUUUCGGAGCUCGUUAACUAUUAUAUGGAGAAUGAGGGUCAGCUAAAAGAAAAGAAUGGAGACCACAUAGAACUUAAAUAUCCUCUUAUAUCUGAAGAUCCAACUACUGAACGGUAA
Molecule: messenger RNA, 342 nt
Organism: Protopolystoma xenopodis
Lineage: Eukaryota; Metazoa; Platyhelminthes; Monogenea; Polystomatidea; Polystomatidae
Source: the annotation of a GenBank genome assembly